GCCUGCCUCCCUCAUUCAUCUAUGUCGUCCACUAUUCCUCCAUCACAUCGUCCCCGCCGCUAUCCAAAUCCCCCUCAGAGUCAGCUACUGGAAUGCGGCCCCCAGCUGCUGCCAUGUGAACUGGCAGUCGGCAUCGCCCAGGUGGGCGUUGAAGCCCUUGACCACCGCCCCAUCCGCCAGCCCCCACUUGGCCGCCUCGUCCAGCCUGGCCCGAUGCACCACCUCACGCAAACCCACACGGCCAUGAGUGUGCACCGCCUCACGCGGACGGCUGUCGUAGUUCAGCUCGAAGCACUGCAGCUGCGGGCGCCUCACCACCUGGCCCUCGCUGUCCCGCUUCCUACCCCCGUUGCCUACCACCUCCUCGUUGCCCACCACCUGCAGCGACGCUGCGGCCUCCACGAAUCGCGCCAUGGCGGUGUUGAUGCGGCGACCGACCUCAGUCGCAUUCUGCACGAAGCGGGGGCGCUGCUCGAGCACCGAUGGGUCGACGAAGAAUGACGCCACGCGCCACGCCACAGCCGACAUGUCCCGGUUGGCCAGGGGCGUCUCGUCGUCCUGCCAGGGGGCCGCCGGGGUGACGUGGGGGGGCAGGGGAGGAGGGUGCAGGGAGUCGAGCGAUGGGUCGAAUGAGGGGAAGGCGGCCUUGAGCUGCUGAGCGGUGCCGUUGUGGAAUGCCUUGGUCAGCGCGUCAGCUAUCUCGCGAAGAUCUCGCAGUGCGGCGUUGACGGCUGCCAUGACGGCAGCGGGCAGCUCGUUCAGCACUGUGGCGUACUCCGUCAGGACCAGCUGGCGCUGAUGGCGGUUCUCUUCUGUGGCUGUGGGGAUGAGAUUGAUGUCGCCUCCCGCCCGCAGCAGGGAAUGGAUGAUCCGCUUGUACUUGUCACUCGCAGCGCGAUGCCGAUCCUUGGCAUCCUCGGGUGUGUCGGGGAGCUGAAGCUGUUGGGUGUUGUCAUCGAGCUCCUCGGCAGACAGGGCCAGGGGCGUCUUGUAGAAUACGUUCAGUCUGUUGAUCUGGUCAGCGGGCAGCUUGCGGCAGAGGUAGUCGGCCACUGGGGGAGAGCCAUCCAGUGCCGCGAAGUGCAGUGGCGUCCAUCUAAUGCCGGCCUCUGCCGUCAUGUCGGCCCCGUUCGCCGUGAUGAGGUCGAGGUAGGCGUCGAUGAACGACUGGGGAUAGAGCCCUUUCGCCCGCUCGGCUGCCUGGUGCACCAGGUUGUAGUCAUAGCGUUCUUCGGUGGCGAGGGUGGGGUCUCGUGUGAUGAGUUGCCGAUACAUCGACAUGAGCACCUGCAGAUACUCGGAGGGAGGCGGACGCAGGGCAUAGGGCAGCUCCAUCACCAUGUGUGGGGAUGAUGCGCGCAGGUCGAUGCCUUGACGAGCCAUCAGUAUGUGGAAGGCUAUCUCGUUGCCGCAUGCAAUCGCCACUUGGAUGGGGGUCUGUUGGGUCUCGUCAGCUGCCGCAUUAAUGUCUGCCCUUCCGUCGAGCAGUGCGGUCAGGACGGCCCUCUGCAGCUCAUUCGACGACCACUGGGGCAGUGCGACGGGACGGAGGACAGCAUAACCAUCAUCGUCUUCGGCUUCGAUGGUCGGGACGGUGUAGUCCGACUUGUUGUCAAUGGCGAGACACAAGAGUGGGUAGCCGUAGACGACACCACUGCUGUCCCUGCCCACCAGCCCGGUCAUGACACCCGGGUCGGCCCGCUGCUGCCGGAUGAGGUCGGUCACUUCUCGGGCACUGGUGAAGCGGCGGCCAAUGAUCCACCGUGACAGCUCCCUGGUGGCGUCGCUGGUGCCUUCGGGGAAACGAGCCUCCAGCUCAUCGAGCCCGAAAUGGCCGUCCGGCACAGGGACAGUGGGAUCUGCUAGGUCACUGAGAGGAUGACCUGCCACACACACAGCCACACAACGGGCAGUGAUUGUGCGCGUGGGAUCCUCUCUCGCGUCUGCCUGGCGUACCGUCACAGAUAUCGUCGGAGUCUCUGUCAUCGAUAUCGUCAUCUUGGUCAUCAUCGCCAUCCUCGUCCUGCAUGCCAUCCUGACACACAACAAAAAGAGGCAGAGGGCGGAAAAUGACUCGAGGGCCUCCAUCACAUGGACCAGUGUUGGUGUCGAUGAGUGCCUCACCGAUUCGUCUCCAUCGGCUGCCUGCGGACCAUCAUCACCGUCGGCCAUCUCAUCGGCCAUCGCGCCCUCCUGCUGCUGGCCGCCUGGGCACCAACACACACACACCCUCACUGACCCGGCGUGAGUGUGCUGCUUGUGUGUGUGUGCGUCGAAUGGUCUGUGUGGCAGGUCUGGUCACUCACCGCUGUCUGCGCCAUUGCGAUCUGAGUCCUCCGCCUGUCCACUGCCGCUAUGCUCCUCCUCUGCACACACCAUCGAAGGCACACACACACGUGUGGCGCUGAUGCUGUGUGUUUGAUGUGUCACAUUCAUCUGUGUGUGGCGUACCCGCAUCGCCACCGUCACCGUCCGCCAUGGCAGCGGAGGCCAUGCGGCUGUCGUGACCUCCAGACAUCUCACUCCAACACACACCAACA
Molecule: messenger RNA, 2540 nt
Organism: Vitrella brassicaformis
Lineage: Eukaryota; Vitrellaceae
Source: the annotation of a GenBank genome assembly